Corythoichthys intestinalis (scribbled pipefish) is the source of this 5040-nucleotide messenger RNA. It is a transcript of the gene arhgap4b, whose product is annotated as Rho GTPase activating protein 4b. The record is from RefSeq and is a predicted model, not a curated record. Gene Ontology annotation, biological process: negative regulation of cell migration; signal transduction. The coding region runs from base 442 to 3303 and encodes 953 amino acids. Gene Ontology annotation, molecular function: protein binding. The transcript is spliced from 25 exons. NCBI's taxonomy places the organism in Eukaryota, Metazoa, Chordata, Actinopteri, Syngnathiformes, Syngnathidae. Gene Ontology annotation, cellular component: cytoplasm.
CACGGCUCUUGCUGUCUGUGCGAUGAAGAGAAGGAGGGAUGGGAGAAGAGAUCUGAGGAAAAGAUAGAGACAGCAGAGAACACAAAGUGAGUGGCAAUCCUGAUGAUCACAGUACAGAAGAGUGCAACAGCACCCUUGUUGGGAAUCACUGACCUGGAUGAUGCCAUUACAUUCCAAACCAUGCUGAACCAGUUCACUCAUGGAUCGGCAUUCCAUGGACACAACGGACUCCCCUGAUGUCCCUGGCGAGUGCCGCCGAUCAACGCUGAUGCCAUUGAGCUGCAUGAAGCAGUAGGUCAAUCAAGAGGUGAGGAGUGGAAGGUCACAGACUGUAGGCGCUGAGGCUGGAAGGUUAAAGGAGAGGCAGUUGGGACACUGAAAGAACAUACAACACUUGGAAGGAAGAGGAGAGAACAAACAAGCAUCAAGGAGAGAGCAAAGAUGAUGACAUCACACGGAAAACUGAGGAGGGAGAAGGGGAGUUUGGCCGAGUAUGAAUCACAGAUGAAAGACUUGCGAGCUCAACUGACUGACCAGAUAAAAAUUUUGGACUCCCAGGUAGAGGUAAAACAGCAGCAGCUCUCUGACCUCUCUGAGUUCCUCCGUCGGCGUGGUGAUAUUGAGGCUGAAUACGCACGGGCUCUUGAUAAACUCACGGAGAGAUUUACGCACAAAACUAAAAAGAAGGAACAGUGGGGUCAGUCAGUGUGUCAAGUCUGGUCUGUCUUGCUGACUCAGACCCGUUUGGAAAGUCGUGAGCACUCAACGUUGGGCGACACCUGCUGCAAUGCACUAAUACAGCGGUUGGUGCACAGUACAGAGGACACGCACCGGCUACACAAACGGAGCAAAGAGGUUGGAAUUCAAAUGCAGGAUGAACUGCAUAAGGUAACCACUGAGCUGCAGACGGCUUUGAAGACAUACAACCAGUACCACACUGACUGUCUGAUAGCUGAGGGCAAAUUGAAGGAGGCUGAGCGUUUGGAAGAGAGACAUACUGGCAAAUCUGCUGAGCUUGGCCUCAGCCAAUCAGGAGGGCAGAGGCGGAGCUCCGUCAAGAAAAUGGAGAGAUUAAUGGAGAAGAGACAUGGCCGAGUCCAGGAGACCCAACUCAAGUGUACUAAGGCCCGAAAUGACUACCUGCUCAAUCUUGCCGCAGCCAAUGCAGCGAUGAACAAGUACUACCUGCAGGAUGUCAGCACUCUCAUUGAUUGUUGCGACCUGGGUUUCCAUCUUUCUGUAGAGAGGGUAAUGAAGUGCUACCUGACUAGUAGGUGGCGCAUCCAAAAGACAGAGGAGGCUGGGCUGAAGCAACUGGAGGCCGCUGUAACAUCACUAGACCAGAGUGGAGACAGAGAUGCACUGCUUCAGCAGCAUGACUCUGCUUUCUGCCUUCCGUUUAGAUUUAACUACCACCCACACGAAGGCGACCAGGUCUGUGAGGUGAGUGCAGAGAGUCAGGUACGAUACGAGAUGGAGACCAGAUUCCAACAGCUUCAGUCUCGACUAGCUGCUGUCACAUUGGAAACAGAAGAGGUAAGCAAAACGCUCAAAGCGACACUCACAGCCCUGCUGGACUCUAUGUGUGACACCGACUGCAACCCCACUGCUGAGGUUCCCAGCAGCUUGUUACAUGAGCCCCCCGGAGGAGGCUCUGCCCCAAAACUAACCCUCGCCAAGCGUCGAGCCAAUCAGCAGGAAACAGAAACGUACUAUUUUACAAAAGUAAAGGAAUUUCUUACCAGUAGCUCUCUGACUUUCAAACUUCAAGCCAAACAUGAUCUACUACAAGAGGCCAUACAGAAAGCUGAGGCUGUCAACACAGACCCCUCCAGAGCUCAGUGUUCUCGCUCGGUGCGAGUUUGGAAGUCCAGACCCGUUUCCCAAUUUUGCCACACGCUGUUCAGCACAGAUAUUCUGUCAUACAUACAGAGCUCCGGCCAGCAGAUCCCUGUGGUGGUUGAAAGCUGCAUCCGCUUCAUAAACCUUCACGGUCUACACCAUGAAGGAAUAUUCAGAGUUCCUGGGUCACAAAGAGAAGUUAAUCUAAUCAAGGAUGCAUUUGAAAGAGGAGAAGACCCUCUGUCGGAUAGUGAGUGUGACCUGGACUCGGUGGCCGGGGUGUUGAAGCUUUACUUUAGGGGCCUUGAGCCUCCCCUCUUCCCCUAUGAUAGCUACUCUCAGCUGCUGGAGUGUGUCCAAAUCGAAUGUAUGGCAGAGAAAGUAUUGCAGAUUAAAGGAAUCGUCUCAUCCUUCCCACGACCUCUCGUCAUCGUAAUGCGAUACCUGUUCGCAUUCCUCAAUCACGUGACUCAGUACAGUGAUGAGAACAUGAUGCAGCCCUACAAUCUUGCCGUCUGCUUUGGCCCAAGCCUGCUGAGGGGGGUCGAUUCGGAUGAUGCUGUUGCUCAGCAGCCACAGGUCAAUGACCUUGUCAAAACCAUGAUUCUCCAGCAUGAUGUCAUAUUCCCCGGCCAAUCAGAAUUGCCAGGCCCCAUCUACGAGAAGCACAUGACUCUUGAGCAAGAAUAUUGUGAACCAAUCACAGAGGAGGGAGAUGGAGAGCCUGAACAUCUACCCAGUGAGGACGAGUGGGAAGCUGUGGCAAUGUUCGACUACGCUGCAAGAUCUCCAGCUGAGCUGUCAUUCAAGCAGGGAGAGCUUCUUAUUCUUCACAGCAAGGCCUCCUCUGAUUGGUGGAGGGGUGAAGCUGGAGGGGUCAAAGGUCUCAUCCCACACAAGUAUAUCAGUGUCUUAGAAGGGUCAGAUAGAGGGAAACGGGAUGAAGGAGGAGGAGGAGGAGGAGGAGGAGGUGGCAGCACUGGAAAUCUGACAGCAGAUGAUCCUCAUACAGAAAACACUGUUCGAAUGCGGGUGAACAGUGAUGGUGCUUCGUUGCCUGGGCGACAACGAGGAAGUGAUGGAAGCCCUGGUCGAAAAGCACCAACCUCCCCAGCGGCACGCCACUUGCCGGUGUCUCAGGAGCGAAGACACACGCUGGACACUGUGAGACAGGCAGGGUUCAAACCUGCUGACAGACCUGCAUUUGUUCAGGGAGACAGAACAACGGUUGACAAGGAGAUUAUCAGUCGCCAGAUGAACUCCGUGUUCAAGGAACUCCUUUCUCGACAGCCGCCCAUGCAACCACCAACCCUUGUGGCUGCAGCACCCCCUGUGCCUCCUUCUUCUUCCUCUUCCGCCUCCACCACCCCCUCUUCCUCUACCCUCCCUCAAGUUGCCCCUGCUGCCAAAAAAGUGGGCUUUGGAAUUCGAGGACGGGCCCUUUUCCGGCCAGUGGACUAACAUACCUUAAACAUGGUAGAGGACUGAAAGUUUAGAUUUAAAGCUUGAGGAUUUGUAAGCUGCCAUGCAUUCUUGGAAAAAUCUUGAUUUAUUUUUAGGAUAUCCGUAUGUAUAUAUUUACGUCUGUGCCAUCUCAUAGUGCCACAUGGUGCUGUAUUGCAGUCAGUCUUGUGUGUUUUUUCAAAUCGUUUUGGUGUCCAUUUUUCCCCCCCAAAAGAUGUGCUUUUGGGCUUCUGUUUUGGAGAAUCAGCAAGGGAUGUGUUCUGUCUAAAAUGAAGAGUAUUAGGUCCAGACUUAAAAAAAAAUACUAUUACAGCAACAAGCUUCAAAUGUUAAGGGGGAAAAUGAACACGGCAUGAGUACUGUUUACUCGCAAUUAUUGCGAUACUGAGCUUAACUAGUAAUAUUACAAAUAUAGAAAACCUAAUUUAUUUUAAAAUUUAAACUCUUUUGUUGGAUAAAUGCUUUAUUCAUAGUUCGUUCUCGCAAUAUUUUUUAAUGCAACUUAUGCUUGAAAUAUUAUUUCUUUCCUCCAGCAACUUUAUUCUUUUAAAUCUAUGAACUUAGUCAUGCAGCACUAUUUUUCUCCCCCUUUUAAAUAUGGCCCUAAUACUCCUCUAUAGCGCUGGUUUCAGACCGAGAACUCCUUUUGUCGAUAUUUGGUUAAUUUCAAAUUUGGUCACAAAUCAAUGCUACUCUGCAGUCCCCACAAAGGUCUGUUAUUUAUUUAAUAAUAUUUUGUUUGACAAUUUACCAAUUACAUUUUUUUGUUUUUUUUCCCCCUCUAUUUUCGACGAUGCAGUUUAAAAGGCUUUGCAAGCAUGUUUCUUUUUGCAGUGAUGAUUUUGAAGAUGCAGUACUAGGACACAUCGGCGUGCCAGCAACAAUUAUAAGUGAUAUGACAUAUGUGUUGACGUGCUUAAUGUUAGCAAAAGACUGUCCUCUCGUAGCAGGUUUUGGAUGGGAAAAACAAACAUUUUUGGAGGAGGAAAAAGGACAGCCAAUCUGAGGCUUAUGUCAAAGAGUGCCUCGUGAUAUUUUUGACUUUUUUUUUAAAUUUUAUUUUAUUUUUUAAUUUCAACUCUUCAUAAGAGCUAUGUGACAUGAAAAAGAUGUUUGCAUUGACAUUGCUGUGCGCAGUUGUGUCAAACUAUGAAAUAGCAUGCAGUGAUUUGACAAACUCGUGAUGAAAAAAAAACAUUCCCUUUCAUAUGUGAUACUCGGCCGACAAGGCAAAACUCAGGGCUAUGCAGAGUUGAGGUGGGCCGGCUCAGGUUUGCCUUUGAAAGAUUUAAGUGGCUUUUUACUUCCUUCAAGAGCCAAAAAUGCCCUCAUGUCAGGAGAGAACUCGUGAUUUCUUCUGUCUUUAACUGUGAAUAUGGCAACAAAGUUUGGGAAACUCACUCCUACAAAACUACACUCACACACACAUACACACUAAAAACAGAAUAACUGAGGCAUCUGCAAAAUACGAUCAAACGGUGUAUGCUGUUUUCCACUUUGAUCCCAAAUACUAGAGAUUAUUUGACAUGUAUCAUAUCCCUCAUCUGUUAAGUUUACAAACAUAAAUGUAAUAGUUUACUUGUUCUACAAAAUGAAAGCAAUUUGUUUUCUGAUAUCACCGUUUGAUCAUGUCACUAGAUUUUAAGUGUAAAAUUAACAGUAUAUGUGUGGAGAAAGUAUUGACAAUAAAAGAUGGAGUGAUGAUUUUUAACAUGUUUUGUCUAUUUGAUAAUU